UCUUAUAACAACACCACAUGUUCAAUUUGCCCACUGACACGUGGUGAAUUCAGUGACAGCGAUUGUCUCAGUGGGGGUCCCGGUGUCCUCUCCUCCUUCGGCUUGAGGCGAAGUGAAUUGAUCCAGGCACAAGCGCGUCUGCCUCCGAGGUGACCGGAUCCUCCGAGCUUGUGGUUCUCCACCGGGAUAUCGCUUUCACUCCCCCCACCCUUGUCGCCUCCACCAGUGGGAAUCAAGUGGAGUAAUUAGCCGCAUUGUUGUGGAGCCCCCGCGCUGAAGGAGGACGGAUGGAUGGAUGGAUGGAUGCGAGCGGAGCGGAGGCGCACCGUGGAAGCGAUCUGACCGUGUGAUGCAGCUGCUGGCGCGGACUGAGAGGAAACCAGCUUCGCCUCUUCUGCCGCUAAUGUCUCAAGCUUAAACACCCGAGAGGCGACGCGAUUGUAGCAAUUCAGGGAAUAUAAGCCAAGUGGCAGCGGCGGAAUCCGUCCGUGUGCGCUCGACCCCGCGUGUUUCGCCGCGGAUCCGCGACUUUUAUUGAACUGAGAGGACGCUUGAGUUUGAUUGAUCUGGAUGUCUUCUGACGCAGGACCGCAUGAGCAAUAGCAGGGCGUGAACUUCGCAGACGCGCAGACCCCUUCACGUUAAUAACGCGUCUAUCCGUCUGGAGAAAAAAACGCGACUGGAAGUCACCCGCGGAAAUAAUGGAUCUGAAAGCGGACUCGGAGGACAUGGACUACAAGCGACCCGCUCCGAUUGAAGUUUUCGCCAGCAGGUCCACCCUGCACGGCAUCUCCCACAUGUUCACCUAUGAGCGGAUGUGCAUCAAGAGGAGUCUGUGGAUCUUGUUCUUCCUGGGCUCCCUGGGCGUGCUGGUGCUGGUGUGCGUGGACCGGGUCCAGUUCUACUUCCAGUACCCGCACGUCACCAAGCUGGACGAGGUGGCUGCCACGCUCAUGAACUUCCCUGCGGUCACCUUCUGCAACCUCAACUCCUUCCGCUUCAGCAGGGUCACUCGCAAUGACCUGUACCAUGCUGGGGAGCUGCUGGCCUUGCUCAACGGCAGGUAUGAGAUCCGGGACCCUCACCUGGUGGAGGAGAAUGUCCUGCAGGUCCUGAAGGAAAGAGCAAACUUUGACAGCUACAAGCCCCGCCCCUUCAACAUGCGUGAGUUCUAUGAUCGAACCGGACACGACUUGAAGGACAUGCUUCUCUCCUGCUUCUACCGUGGAAUGGAGUGCAGCGCUGAAGACUUCCAAGUGAUAUUCACGCGCUAUGGAAAAUGCUACACCUUUAAUUCGGGCCAGGACGGACGACCGUUGCUGGUGACCAUGAAGGGAGGGAUGGGCAACGGCCUGGAGCUCAUGCUGGACAUCCAGCAGGACGAGUAUUUGCCGGUGUGGGGAGAAACCGACGAGACGUCGUUUGAAGCCGGGAUCAAAGUUCAAAUCCACACCCAGGAUGAGCCGCCGUUCAUAGACCAGCUGGGCUUUGGAGUGGCACCGGGGUUCCAGACCUUUGUCUCCUGUCAAGAGCAACGGCUGACGUAUCUGCCUCCACCGUGGGGAGACUGCAAGGCCACAGCGAUGGAUUCAGACUUCUUCAGCUCCUACAGCAUCACAGCGUGUCGGAUCGACUGUGAAACAAGAUAUCUGGUGGAGAACUGCAACUGCAGGAUGGUCCACAUGCCAGGCGACGCCCCAUACUGCACCCCUGAGCAAUACAAGGAGUGUGCAGAUCCAGCCCUGGACUUCCUGGUGGAGAGGGACAAUGAUUAUUGCGUCUGUGAGACCCCGUGUAAUCUGACUCGCUAUGGGAAAGAGAUGUCCUUCGUCAAGAUCCCGAGCAAAGCUUCGGCCAAGUACCUCGCCAAGAAAUUCAACAAGACGGAGCAGUACAUUUCAGAUAACAUUUUGGUUCUGGAUAUCUUCUUUGAAGCUCUGAAUUACGAAACCAUCGAACAAAAGAAGGCCUACGAACUGGCGGGGCUGUUGGGUGACAUUGGCGGCCAGAUGGGUCUGUUUAUCGGCGCCAGCAUCCUCACCAUCCUGGAGCUUUUUGACUAUCUGUACGAGGUGAUCAAGUACAAGAUGUGCCGCUGCGUGAAGAAGAAACAUAAAAGCCGGGGCAACAACGACAGAGGAGCUGUGCUGAGCCUGGACGAUGUGAAACGCCACGCUCCUUGUGAGAACCUGCGUACUCCAUCUACAUAUCCAGGCAACAUGCUACCUCAUCACCCGGCGCAGGGAAACUUUGAGGACUUCACUUGCUGAGCAGACUGAAGCUUCGCGGGAGUGUUGCGCAACCAAAGCAAACCAUACAACAAGACUCUGUGACAUCGUGCUGUGAGAACUGAUUCAAAGGCUCAUGGAGGCAACUUUUUUUUAACAGAAAUGCAGAGGCGGGAGGCGGACUUUCACUCAGCAGGAGAUUUCCUAUUUCAUGCUGGAAUUUGGGAAAACUGCCGUAAAGAAAAUUAUGUUAGAACCUUGUCAACAUGGACCUCUUCUUCAAAAGACUUUUGAAAAAAAAUAUCUAUGUACAGGUAUCUCAACUUAGACAUCAGAAAAGCCUUUAUAUUACGCAUCCACACGUGAUGGCUUCAGAAUACUGACUCUCUCCACCAUCCAUGUAGCAGCAUCGAUACAUGUUGCGGUCCAAACUAGUUUGUACAAGAAUGUAUCUCUUGUCACACUGAGUGUAUUUUGCGCAGUUUCAAGGUGUGUUGUGAAACAUCAUCUACAGGCUCUGGAGUGACGAUUCAGGUCCAAUCAUGAAAAUGCAUGCUUAUACUUGUCAAGUGCACGUUUUUACAUACCAUUUCUUAUUUAGAUUUUUUUAUUAUAUAUGAUCUAUAUUGCAACAUAAUUACCAGGUUUGCCUCGACAAUAUUAAUUAAAGGGAAGAUAAUACAUCUGCAUCACAUUUGUGUGCGUGCGUACGUGUGCGUGUUGUAUAGCUUGUAUAGCUAUACUUGUGGGGACCUGUUCUUGGAAACACACCAAAGGGUCCCUCCUUUGCCAUUUGUGGGGGUUUGAGGUUUUGCCUGUCCCCACAAGGUCAAUAUGACUGCUUUUAAGUUUGGUUCUGAUCCUGUUGAAGGUCAGCCAUUUGUUUUGUGUGGCUAAGUUUAAGACGACUAUACCCUAGUGUACCCUAGGUAAAACAGAUGUAGGCUCCUUGUAUCAUCAGUGAAGUUCUUUCAGUUCCGACACAAAGAAUAAAAAGACUCUCCAUGAAGAGCUUGACCAUUUUGCGCCACUCUUCUUCAUCAGUUCAGAGUCCUCAUGACGGAGGGCACGCGGCCGACCCAAUGAUUGAACUUGUGCUUCAACCGUCGUCCACUUAAGAUUUUGCGAGACUCUUGACUUCCUGUCAAACUCCAGAGAACGUUCUGCUUUCUUGCUGAGAACCAUGUCUCAAACUUGGAGCUGAUCUAUAGCUAUCCUUAUUCCACCAGGCCCUGUCCUUCCUAUCAAUGCAUUAUUAGAAAUAAAAUCCACUGUGUCCCAUUGACAAGUGAAGAGUGACCGUAUUACUUAAACAUUUUAGUUCAUAAAAAAUACUGUCUAUGAAGACCAACUAGCUUGAUUCAAUUCUCUUCAAUCUAGAUACAACUCUUUCAUGGAUUGUCAGGAACUCUGUUAUAUUGGAACUAUUCCAGGAGUGCUGCAGUCGAGACCAAGACCAAUGUGAGGGCAAGACCUAGACCAAGACUGAGACCAAACUGAAUACAGAACAAAAAACUAGCUUAUUCUAAAGAAAGCCUUUAAUUCCUUUAUAUAUUUAGAAAAUUUGCUGUAAGAGACAACUCAGCUUUUGUGCUCUGUAUUCAGUUUGGUCUGGGUCUCGCCCCUCAUUGGUCAUGGUGUCACCUCAGUCUCAGGACCUCAAAGUUUGCUCUUGGUCUCUCUAUUCUGUGGUCUCAGCGACACACUGUAUGGUCUCUGCACCAUGUGUAAAAGCGAGGAUAUUGAGAGGUAGGAGAUGUGCAUUAAUGUACAGGCCUGUGAUGAGUGUGUAUUCAUGUAUUACAGCUAAGCAGGUGGAGUGCGUGCUGAGUGAAUGUAAAUGGCUGAUUCAAUUCUUUUUUUUUUAACGCUCCAACAACAGCCUUUUGAGUCAGGACGCCCACCUUCGCCUCCAUUCAGCUUCAUUUGCUCCGAUCUUGAGUUCACAACGAGGUGAGAGUGUGUUUCUAUUGUGUUCCUUGGUGAGGAGUGCGUACUGCUGAGUUUUGUAAGCCUGUUUCCUGUGUCUGUGUUCUCGUUGCAAACGUCUUAUCAAAGCACAAAACCGCCGCCAGUAUGUAGAGGUGAUGUAACAGAAAUAUAUACUUCUUCUUGAUAUAUUGUCAUUAUUAUGAAUAUCGUGUUGAUCUGACUGUUUUCGGGGGCUUAUCUUUCUUUCGGUUACUAUGAAACACUCGAUAUUGCCUGAUAAUCCAUCUCCCAGGUAAAUAC
Synchiropus splendidus (mandarinfish) is the source of this 4460-nucleotide messenger RNA. RefSeq names its product acid-sensing (proton-gated) ion channel 1b (gene asic1b). Lineage: Eukaryota; Metazoa; Chordata; Actinopteri; Syngnathiformes; Callionymidae. The coding region runs from base 702 to 2270 and encodes 522 amino acids. The record is from RefSeq and is a predicted model, not a curated record. The transcript is spliced from 11 exons. Gene Ontology annotation, cellular component: membrane. Gene Ontology annotation, biological process: sodium ion transmembrane transport.